AUGCUGUCUUGGCAGCUUCAUUGCCAAAUGCGCCUUAGUGCACUGAGCCGACAGCCUUCCCGCAAGCUGCUUCUCUCCCUCCUCAAGCCAUUGGUCACCACAAUCGCAAUCCUGCUAUGUCUGCGACUUCUCCUUGACGAGCCUUCGCCGCCGGCGCAUACCAAGGCGCUCGUCAUCGCGUCCACUGCCGCCACCGAGGGCGACGCAGCAUGGCUCGCCGACGUCCCGCUGGACUGGCGCAUCCACGUUUACUCAGCCGACCGGCCCUUGUCGCCCGCGCUCACGGUGCCCGAGAACAGAGGCAACGAGGCUAUGGUCUACCUGACGUACAUCAUCGACCACUACCACGACCUGCCCGACGUGGUCCUGUUCCACCACGACCACCUGCGCUCCUGGCACCAGGGCCUCAGCUCCCUGACCGAGGUCAGUAGCCUGCGCACCGCCUACGUCGUCGAGAAGGGCUACGUGUCGACGCGGUGUCUCUCCAACUGCGAGAAUGUGAUGCCCGUGUCCGCGGCGCCGCCCGUGGCGCUGGAGCAGAUGCCCGAGGUGCGGCGCGAUGGGCAGCUCGGCUCGCUACUGAAUGCGUUUCUCGAGACCGAGAAGCACGAGACGCUGCCGAAGCUGAUUGCGGCGCCGUGCUGUGCGCAGUUCGCGGCUAGUCGCGAGGCCAUUCGCGGACGCAGCCGGGAGUGGUGGACGGAGCUGCGGCAGUGGCUUAUUGAUACGCCGCUGGGCAGCUCGGCUAGCGGCAGGUUGAUGGAGUGGACGUGGCAUAUUUGGCUGGGCGAGGGCGCCUAUUCGUGCUCGCAUUCGCAUUCUGAGUGCAUGUGCAAUGUCUUUGGACGGCAGUGCGAUGCGAUUCCCGCUGGGUGA
Anthostomella pinea is the source of this 876-nucleotide messenger RNA. NCBI's taxonomy places the organism in Eukaryota, Fungi, Ascomycota, Sordariomycetes, Xylariales, Xylariaceae. The record is from the annotation of a GenBank genome assembly.